Molecule: messenger RNA, 1398 nt
Organism: Rodentolepis nana
Lineage: Eukaryota; Metazoa; Platyhelminthes; Cestoda; Cyclophyllidea; Hymenolepididae
Source: the annotation of a GenBank genome assembly
UAUCUACAGGGUAGUCAUGCCAUCUUGAGAGUGAAUGUCUCAGGCGUGAACGAUGCGAUUGAGAAUUUCCGACAGGCUGUGGACGGACCGCAUUCAGUGAAGGUACAUUUGGAACUGGAUGCCAAUGGUCUUCUUCAAACGUCAGAGGUGAAUCUCAUAAUAGUUCACGAAGAAGACGAGAAAUCGAGAAUUGAAAAACUCACUGAUGGGAUAUCAAAUCUCUUUGGAUCCGGAGAUCAGAAAGAGACGAAAGAGGACACCGAACAAAAGACCACCGAAACUCUACCUCCAACAACAGAUCAGUCUGAAAGCCCUGAUACAAUUACAAGUCCCAUUUCUAUUGUUUCACUUCAGAAACAAUCUGAGGAGUCUUCAACCACUCAGAGUCCCGAGCCGACUGAAAGCACCACUACCGCGUCUCCUCCUCUUCUACAGAAGAAAACAAUGAUUCAUCCUCUCAUAUUCAACACGGAAAUUCUGGACCCUGUAAAUCCUCCAACUGAAUCAAUUGGCGCGUCUAUGGCAAUUCUUCAUGAAUUUGAGGCCGCUGAUAAAGAGCGUAGUUUGUUACUCGAAGCCAGGAAUCAAUUGGAGCGGACAAUUUACGACACUCGUAGAGAUAUCGAGGAGGAAUUCGCUGAAUAUACAACCAGAGAAGAAAUAGACAAUCUCAGUACCAUCACUAAGACUACUUUUCUGUGGUUCGACGAUGAAGGUCACUUUGCUCCAAGAUCGGCUAUUGAAGAACAUCUCGACAAGUUACGUGAGGCCAUUGACCCCAUCAAACGCCGCAUUAAAGCCUUCACUGAACUACCUCAAGCCCUAACUGCACUGAAAGAGCUGUUGACACGUACUGCAGAGCCUCUUCAAGUUGUGAUGGAGCUGAAUAGUGCCUCAAACACCUCUACUGCAUCAGAGUAUAUUAUGACCCUCAAUGACUCCCUAACCACGGAGGAAGAAAAUAGAAAGACGGGUCUGCCCAUCUACUCACUGGGGGAUGUGGAGAGUAUGAAGAAGAUUAUUGAUGAGACUAAGACCUUCCUAAAAGAGACGAAUGUGGCCCUGAAUAAUUGCGACAAGCGAGCCGAUCCCCCAGUACGCCUGUCGGCAGUCACAGAGAAGGCGGCAGCUCUCUCCGCCAAAUUGGACUACUAUGGUCACAAGGGAGAGAUUUGGUUUGCCACCUACAAACGUCUCUUCGUCAUCAAAAAGGAGGCCCUUGCCAAUGCGGCUAAAAUGGCCAAUGCCACUAUCAAUGCUACUGAAGUUAACGAAACACUUUCUGACCCUCUCAAGGAGGAAGUGGAGGAGGCGGAGGACGCAGAACCAUCAGUGACUACUGAAGAGCCAACCGAAACUCCGAAACCAGAAACAUCAACUCCCCGGUCAGAGCUCUAA